GGGCAGUUGCCCGGGGCGGCAUUUUUUCAUGACACAAAAGGGGCGCACAAGCGCGGAGUAAAAAAAAAAAAAAGGAAAUCUGCGCCGCACCGAGGUUUUCUAUUAUCUGUCAUAUGACAGUGUCUGGAUUGGAAACAGCAAGUUGGCGCCCCCUGCAGCUGCAGGCGCUCCUGCUGACUGAGAACGUUCACGUGCACCGUGUGUCUAUGAAGAACAGGAAGGGGAGGGGUGCGGCGGGGGAAUUCACCUCUGCGUCUUUCCCAAAUGAAUGAGCGUGCAGGGGCUGAAUCAACUGUAUUAACAUGGCUAAAGUCAAUCACAUCUUGAUGUUCUUCCAUAUUUCAUUCAUAAUAUCAUAAACACAGGCCUAUCAUUCUUUCAGGUUUCUCUGAAUUGUGUGAAAUGGCCGAAUAAAAAAAGGAAAAACAAAACGAUUUUGUGGUCACCCCCCCAUCAAGGUCAAAUAGUUUAGUCCUGACUAAAGGAAACUUACUGAGUCAGGAGCCAAACUGAAGAGAUGAACAUAAAAAGGCUAAAACCACCAGGUGCCCGAUUCAGGGGGAAAAAAAGAAAAAAGAGGAGAAAGAUAAAGGUGUGGUACUGUUGCCCUCGCUCUCAUCCAUCAUGCUGAGUUUCCUGCGCAGGACGUUGGGGCGGCGUUCCAUGCGGAAACAUGCUGAAAAAUCCCGUUUACGAGAGGCUCAGCGAGCCACAACGCACAUCCCUGCUGCUGGGGAUGCAAAGUCCAUCAUCACCUGCCGCGUUUCCCUGCUGGAUGGUACAGAUGUCAGCGUCGAGCUGCCGAAAAAAGCCAAAGGUGAAGAACUCUUCGAACAGAUCAUGUACCACCUGGACAUCGUGGAGAAAGACUAUUUCGGACUUCGCUUCAUGGACGCUGCACAAGUUCCGCACUGGCUUGAUGUCACAAAAAGUAUAAAAAAGCAAGUAAAAAUUGGCCCACCAUACUGCCUUCACAUGAGAGUCAAGUUUUACUCUUCUGAACCGAACAAUCUGCACGAGGAACUCACCAGAUACCUGUUUGUGUUGCAACUAAAGCAAGACGUCCUCAGUGGGAAGCUUGAGUGUCCCUUUGACACGGCAGUGCAGUUGGCCGCCUUCUCGUUACAAGCUGAACUAGGUGACUGUGACCCACUAGAACAUAACCUAGACCUGGUGUCAGAAUUUCGUUUCAUCCCAGAGCAGACGGAGGAGAUGGAGCUCGCCAUUUAUAAUGCGUGGAAGGAUUGCAGAGGCCAGAUGCCCGCACAAGCUGAGAUUAACUACCUGAAUAAAGCCAAGUGGCUAGAAAUGUACGGAGUAGACAUGCACAUGGUGAAGGCCAGAGAUGGUAAUGAGUACAGUCUGGGUUUGACGCCCACUGGAGUUCUGGUGUUUGAAGGCCAAACAAAGAUCGGGCUAUUUUUCUGGCCCAAGAUAACCCGUCUGGAUUUCAAGAAGAGCAAACUGACCCUUGUGGUGGUGGAAGAUGACGAUCAGGGCAAAGAGCAGGAGCACACCUUCGUCUUCAGGAUGGACCACCCCAAAGCCUGCAAGCAUCUCUGGAAGUGUGCAGUAGAACACCACACCUUCUUUAGGUUGAGAGGACCGGUUCAGAAGAACUCUGCACGGUCUGGAUUCAUACGCAUGGGGUCACGCUUCAGAUACAGUGGAAAGACGGAGUAUCAGACGACCAAGGCCAGUAAAGCGAGGCGCUCGGCCUCAUUUGAGAGGAGACCCAGUCGACGCUACUCGAGAAGAACCUUACAGAACCGGGGGCAAUUCAACCCUCAGGAACUUUUCUCUUCAGGCAAUGGAGUCGGCUCGAGUAAAGACAAGGUUAAUCCCAAUAAAGGCGUCUGGUCUGGUGUUCCUGUGGUCGGCCCAGUGGCAGCUUCCUCCUGUGGACCAAUCAAAAUAGAGGCUCUACCCCGAAGUCCUGGAGGAGAGAAAAGAGGCUUGCCUGCUGUGGCCGAUCUGAUGGAGACGUGCAUCGACGACGUGCUUGCGGCUGCUGUGGUUCCUCCGGCGACGGCUGCAGAGGAGAUCGGCCUGAGCACUGCCUACGCUGCUGCAGAGGAUCCUCUCAGUCUCGCGGAAGCAGCAGCUCGUCUGAAGCAGCUGGAGUUGGAGGGCAGCCUCCUUCCCGCUACUCCGAGAAACAACAUCAACGUCAAUGUAGCCAUGAACAACCAGGAUGAUGUGGUGAAGCUCACAGAGAAAUGCAGUUUGAACAGUUCAGGCAGCAGCCCCGUCGUGACUCCACUGCGCCCCCCGGAGGAUAUCAAGAGCAACAUCCUGAAGGCCCAAGCAGAAGCUGCUGCCUUGAAGGGUCAUUUAGAGGAGCCUGUCGUUACAGAUAAGAACUGCAACUUGCAGGAGGUUCCCACCAGGUUGAAGGUUCCUGCUGGCCGAACAGGAAGUAACUCGUCUCUUUCUGUUAGCAGCCGACCCGAUGUCCAGGAUUCCUGGGAGCUGGUGAACCCAGCCUCACUCAGCUCGUCGGCAGCAGUCAGUGCUGAGAGGAUAGCCGAGGAUUCUGUUUCCAGGAUUCCUGCUGCCUGUGAAGGUUCGGCUCCAAAGGGUAAAGCCGAGGAGUUUGACCUGCAGAGCUCUUCUCCUCCGUCUGAAAACCUGAUCGACUUCACCGAUCCGACUCCUCCUGUCCUGUCAGUGCAGCAGCCUAAGCCUGUCAUCACACCUCGCUGGAUCAUUCCUGCAUCCGCUCCUCCGGGGAUCCUCGCUAACGGCCUGAUCGACGUAGAGCCCCAGUCUAAAAUCUCCCCUCUUCUCCUCCCUGCUGAUGGAGGAGCAUCUCUCCCCCCGACCCCUCCCCACCUCGCACAGACCCGGAAUGCCAUCCCCACCAGCGUUGCGGUUCAGCCACCGAACUCCGAGGAUGGAACCAAACCCAGAGGCCUCCUGACCACGGAGCUCUGAUGAAGCGAAAUGCCGCUGUCGUGGCAAUAUUCAGACUUGGAGGAGGCAGCAACGCGAGGCUCGGACCCACCACAGAACCAAACGUUGCUUUGAUUCUGUUCACCUACUAAAUUCAUCCAAGUCCAUCAGAGCUCUCCUCCAUCAUCAGCAUCACCUGUUGGGAUUAGGCAGAGCUCAUGACAUAAGUUCUCACGUAAAGCUGAAUUAUAUCAGAUUUAUUUUUAGUACCACUGGAUCUCUGGAAGUAGAUUCGCACGUAGAGCUUCUCAAACACUGAAUGAAGGACUGAAGAUUUUUCGAGAAGAGACACAAACUUAAAAUAAAAACCAGCAGAAUCUUAACCAUUUUUUUUUUUUUUAAUAGUUUUAGAAGUUUGUUUCAACCACUGGAUUAUAAAAUUACACUGGGUUAUUUUUCCUACACUGGACUCUUUACAGAUUUAAUACCAAUCCUGGAGUGCUCUUAUCUUUGUAUUUGAAUUUAAACUCCCACUGCAGCGGUGAGAAGAAACAUAAACUUUUAUCCUGUAAAUUUUACCUUUUUAUUCAAAAUUAAUUUUUGCUGCUUUUUAAUCCUCAGUUUCAAGCAUUUGUUUUAAAUUUGGUAAAAGCUGGGACCACUUUUUCUUACCUGCCUUUUGUAAAUGAAUGUAUUCCAACAUCUCAGUAACAAGUUCAGAUGUGUUCAUCAGCACUGGAGGAAACCCUGUGAAGUAGAUGAAAGUAGAUUUUGUACAGAUGAAGUCAUGAAUGCGUUUUUUUAUGUAGUCUAAGUCUGAUGAUUUUAUUCCCACAAACAACAGACGGCGGUUUUCCUGUCGUCUUGCCGUAGCAGAUAUCUGUAUUUAUACUCGAGUGUUUGUCCCAACGUGUUCCGUUACGGCCGUAGAUGAGCUGCAGACCGGCUAUAGUCUUCUGUGUUUUUGAGGAGAUGUUGGAAGCGUACUACUGAUGGUCUCCUGGUGAUGGUCUCUAAAUGCAAACGCAGUAGAAAAACGGUGGCAGCCGUUUCAGAUGCUGUUUUCUAUAAAGUGUUUUCUGGUUUAAAUGAUCAUGAAUGAGUAAAGUCUGCUACACUAGGAAA
This is a messenger RNA of Nothobranchius furzeri (turquoise killifish), 4020 nucleotides long. It is a transcript of the gene epb41l5, whose product is annotated as erythrocyte membrane protein band 4.1 like 5. The record is from RefSeq and is a predicted model, not a curated record. Gene Ontology annotation, molecular function: cytoskeletal protein binding. Gene Ontology annotation, cellular component: cytoskeleton. Lineage: Eukaryota; Metazoa; Chordata; Actinopteri; Cyprinodontiformes; Nothobranchiidae.